Messenger RNA from Archocentrus centrarchus (flier cichlid), 4878 nucleotides. RefSeq names its product RELT like 1 (gene rell1). The transcript has 8 exons. The record is from RefSeq and is a predicted model, not a curated record. Lineage: Eukaryota; Metazoa; Chordata; Actinopteri; Cichliformes; Cichlidae. Gene Ontology annotation, cellular component: plasma membrane. The coding region runs from base 149 to 940 and encodes 263 amino acids. Gene Ontology annotation, biological process: positive regulation of p38MAPK cascade.
CUCUCUGGGAAUCAGGAAACACGUUGAUAUUCGCUGGAAGUACCUCCUUCACUUUACUGUGAUCGGUAUAUUCACUCUCCGGAGCUGACCUGGGAAAACAGCCCAUCUCUGACACCAGCCCGCUGGAUAUCUGCGGUCCUGUCCGUCAAUGGCCGACACACUCACGCCUGGAAAGAAUCACACUCUGAGUAUUGAAAAUGAUAAAACCACAGGGACCAAUCCGGAAUAUCUCGCCUUUGGGCUGGUGCUAGUUUUCUUCCUUCUGGGCCUGCUGGGUGUGGUCAUCUGCCAUGUGUUGAAGAGGAAGGGCUACCGCUGCACCACGGCCCAAAAUGGUGGCGAGGAGUGUGAGGAACAGGACAAAGAUCUCGAGCUGGGCGGAGAGCUGAACGACACCAUCAGUGACAACAAUGACACGGUUGGGCAGAUAGUCCUCUACAUCAUGAAAAAUGAAGCAAACUCAGAUGCCCUACAAGCCAUGGUUUAUGAAAACAGCCUUGAUUCGGAUGGUCCUCCGCUCACCCCCACCUCCAUCGGCGCUUCCACGCCUCCGCUGACUCCCGUAUCACCAGGGGCACCCCCAGGAGCGCCCAAGCACACCUGUAACCACCUGCACACCAUCGGGGGCCUGGGAGGCAACAAGAACAUCUGCACGCGCUGCAGCCAGAAGAAAUGGCCGCUGAUGAGGAAGCCGUCGGCCCGCAAGACAGAGCAGCGGCGCAGCCACUACGGAGAGGUCACAGUCCUAGCUGUAGGCAGGUUCCGCGUGACAAAGUGUGAAAAACCAGCCAGGGAGCGGCGGACUCUGCUAAUAUCAGAUUCCAACAGGAGCGUCCCCACAUCACCCACAACGGUGGAGCCUAAGAGUCGAACAGCAUCUGAGGCCUUUCAGGAGCAGACAGAUUGCCCGGACAAGGGAAAUGAUAGACCAGCUGUUUAACAAGGGAGAAGAGGAGCAAUAUCUGGACAACUUUUUAAACCCAAAUGAGAACAUAGAAACAUCAGUGCAGGAGGGAUUGAUGGAUUCGGGAAUUGUCCCUCAGUCAUGUCGUGCCACAGGAACGGAUGUGCUACUGCUGCUGAUGGAGGUGGUGGUGUUGGUGGUGAUUAUAAAAAUAGAGAGGGGUAAGGUGCGUCUGUUUGAAAAUGCACUCCUUCUCUAGUAGCUGUACAGCAGUGCCUUGCUCAGUGGUGUCAAAAAAAAAAAAAGCAGGGCAACUGCUUGAUAUAAUGGUAGAAGCUCGAACCAGUGCUGUCCCCCCCAAAAUAAGGUCUUACUCCUCAAAAUUACCUCAAAAUGUGACGUGGUCUAUGAUGUUUGUACAUCAUGUUUUCAUGUGGAAGAUUUAAUGCAUCAUCAGUCGGGUUAUUUAUAGAACUACAGCCCAGGAACAGGUAGAACCAGUCUGAGAUACAGUUCAGGUCAUCAUUUCCAAACAGGAAGAAGGAUAUUGUGGUCAGAAGUUAAUGGGAACACUAGCAGGUAUGUUACCAUAUCAUGUAAUCAUGUGAACAUGGUGUGAAAGGGUUGACAGACUGAUAAAUUGUCCUCACAGUGCACAUAUCUAUCUUUGUUUUUUGUUUUUUUUUCUUUCAAUCUGAUCAUCUCAUGUUUUCUGUUUGUGUGGUAAUUCUGUUUUUAGCAUCUGGGGGCAGCACAGCAGUCUGUGAACACAUCCUGUUAAUAUAUUCAACUUAAAAGGCAUUAUCAUAUCUUUGGGUUCGUGAUUCUCACUAUGUAAGAAUAUGAGCCCAGUAAUCACUCUCCUUUUAGCUCCAUUUUGGUCUCCACCACAAUAACAGUGAAUUAAAAUUAAAACAUUAAAAGUCGAGGCCCUUAAAACCUGAAAAAUAAGCUGAAAGCUGCUGAAAUACAUAUCGCACUGUUGCAGCUGUGAUUUUCUUAGUUUUUUUGGCCCAGAAAUGUGUCCUUAAUAAUAAAAAUAUAGUUUAUAGUGGUGCUGUGUUAUAUAGAAAGAUUAUCUAAACACAUUAAAGCAAAAUGUAAUGACCUUCAUUAUAAACUGUUGAUUUUUAUGAGGCUUUGUAUCCUUAUCGACUUUGUUCUGCAGUGUGCCUCAAAUUAAUUUACUGAAGCCUGUUUAAAUUAUCAUACUUUAGCGUGAGCUGCCUUUGCGUUCCUCACUGCGCUGAUGGGUCGAGAGCAGAUACCGUACACAUUAUUUAAGCCAUCGUGGAUUACAUUAUCAGCUGGUCCACUGGGACUUUUUUUUUUUUUCUAAUGAAGUGUGCUUUUCAUUUCUAAGCAUGCUUGUGCUCGCACAGGUGUGUUAAGGUGAAGGUCAGAUUGUAGAUGCUGUGAUUCAGUCUGUUUACAGGGUCAAGGAUCAUUCACUGUGCAGUACAGGUGAAGUUACAUCUUAAGAAAAUAUGGGUUUUAUUGUAUGUCUAAAUUGUGUGUGUGUGUGUGUGUGUGUGUGUGUGUGUGUGUGUGUGUGUGUGUAGGCCUUACUGCUAUGUGCUGAUGCGAGAUGAGGUGUUGUAUUUCCUCCAUUAAAAGAAGAAUUCACUUGUUUUAGUCUUUGUCUUAUCAUAUUUGUGGUCACGCUUUCUUUGGGGGGCUGGAGCCAAUCCCAGCUAUCAUAGGGCAAGAGGUGGGGUUCACCAGUACAGGUCACCAGUUACAUCAUUGGAUUGUAAUGUUUUUGAAAUGUAACACGUUCCCAACGUGAUUCUAGAAUGUUGUAAUGUGGUCCCAGACUUAGGUUUUUAAGGCAGAGCGGCUCGCUUACCAGUCGGAGUGUCGCUCGUUUGAUGACCGGCUCUUUUAGUCUGCAUGUUCAUGUGUCCUUGGCCAAGAUACUGAACCCGAGUUGCCCCUAAUGCAUCCAUUGGAGUGUGAACAUUUGGUUGAAAGCACUUAAGGCAUAGAAAAAGUGCUUGUGUGAAUGGGUGAAUGGGGCUCGUAGUGAGAGAGUAGAAAAGUGCUAUAAAAGCACCAGUCCAUAUUUAUGAACGUUAGGGGUGUCCACAUAGGAAGUGCUCGUCCCGACGGUCAUAAGCAGCCGUUCCUUUCUCCAGCUGCCUUUGUAAACCUCUGUCAAUCACCGGUAUCCUGCGCUCUCAUUGGUAGUUGCCUCACUCAAUAAACCCUAAGCUGAGAAAAGUUUAACUCAGGGACCACGAGCUUUGCAACGCUAACGUUUAUUUCGACUGUUGUUGCUUGAAGUUGUAGAAUGUCCUUGACUUUCAGUGGUGUCUGAUCACCAUCACUUCCUGUGUGGACGCCCCUUUAACCAACAGGAGAUGUUGCACCAAUCAAAUGAUGCUUGUAUGGUGAGUGUUUUAUGUAGAGUGUGACCAAGUGUGACCAAAAUUAAGGAUCCAUUCACAGCGGGUGGACUCUAACGUUGCUGUGGUCCAACAGCUCAGUCAGAAUUGUCUCUAUUAUGGGAGUAAAAUAAAAAAGCUUUAACACGGGAGAGAGGAGAGGAGGAAAAAAGAGAAUUCACUAUCUUCUGUGGUCAAAAGUAUGAGCUGGAUGAUUUUUAGCAGCUGAUUUUGUCAUAUAACAAAAUAUUAGUGUCAGAUGUAUUUUCUCAGCGAUACACCAAGUUUUUUUUCUUUUUUUUUUUUAUUGUGUAGAAGAUAAUGCAGAUGGCAGUGACUUACAGUAUUUAUAACAAUCUGACACUGCCUGCAGCUCAUGUAGCAGAGCAGCGUGACAGCUGAGCAGGUGUUCAGAGACGAGCGAUGGCGCCCCCUUAAGUUGUGUACGCACUGGAAGCAAUUUGCAGUGACGUGGCGGACCGGGAGAGACCACAGAAGAGAACUAUAUGUGGCGACUUUGAGGGACUGCGGUCAAAAUACCUGCUGAGGACAUGAAGUGGGCGGGACCAAAGUUUAAUUUUUUUUUUUUUCUUCCCAGGCAAGUCAUUUGAAGCAACUAUCAAUUAGAGUAAAGAAUACCCAUGACUGGCAUAUGACCUGGUAGUAAAGACAUCAGAGAGUUACCAGAGCCUGGACCUAGCCAUUAGUGACCAACGAUUAGCUUCAAAGCGAUGAGCAGACGCUUCUAUUGUGGAUGCCACCUUAAGUUGCCAUCUACUUUCAGAAUAUAUUCCCGGAUAGUUACGGUUCAAAAAUUCUGCAUCUUCAUGUUUUCCUCCGAUGCAGCAUCACUGUGAUGUCAUUGUGUAUUGACCCCACUCCAAGCUCAAACAUCCAUCUCUUGGUGAGAAGUUAAACUGCUGAAAGCUACCAAAAACAUCAUGGUUAGGAUGCGUUCAGCUAUUGUUUUCAGUGCUUUAAGCACAAAGGUAUAACAGUACAGUUUACAAGGUUUUAUUAAUGCUUUCUAAUAUUACCGUAUUGCUUUAUACUGAUAAUAUUGCAGAAUCUUUCAACCUUAAGUAUUUUGUGCUGUGCAUAAGGCUGCAACGAUUAGUCGACAUUGUCGACAAUAAUUGGCAAUGACAUUAAAAAUAGCUGAUGACGAAUUUAAUUGUCGAUAAUAGUCGUUUUUUUAUUACUGAUGAUUUUUUGAUUUUUUUUAACGGAGUGAGACGUCUUUCUGUCCGUUCUAUCUCUGGCUGUGCCCCUCAGCUGUCAUUUUACCGAUGAGAAAGAAGCGGAAAUGGCUUGUAGUUGGUAAGGUAUGUUACAAUCAUCUUCUACAGUGAACAGUCAUCGGCUAUGCCAUUGCUGUUUAUUUAGGAGCAGUUGGACCCGGAAAUGACGUCACACUUAAAGACCAGAUAGCAUUCAGCAGCAUGUUUAGUAGUCAUGGCGGCUAAUGGUGAAACUGCCAGCUUUGUUUUACAGGGAAGAAAAAAGUACUGUAUAUUUUUUAUGGUUGGAAAAUGGAGUUAAAUUUAUAUCAGCAGCAAACCUGAUUUAAAAGUUUUGAAUGAAGUA